Dendronephthya gigantea is the source of this 4539-nucleotide messenger RNA. RefSeq names its product multidrug resistance-associated protein 4-like. Gene Ontology annotation, cellular component: membrane. Gene Ontology annotation, biological process: transmembrane transport. NCBI's taxonomy places the organism in Eukaryota, Metazoa, Cnidaria, Anthozoa, Malacalcyonacea, Nephtheidae. Gene Ontology annotation, molecular function: ABC-type transporter activity; ATP hydrolysis activity; ATP binding. The coding region runs from base 135 to 3956 and encodes 1273 amino acids. The record is from RefSeq and is a predicted model, not a curated record. The transcript has 7 exons.
AAAAUUUUCCUAGCUCUUGCCGGUUUAUGUAAUUGCAUAUAAUAACAAUUUCAUCGCGUUAGAGCAUCUGACACAUUUUGGCUUGUAUUUUGGAUUUAGGUAUAUAGAGGGAGUGUAUAUAUGUCAACGAAACUAUGACUGUAAAGUUUCGCCGUAAAGGCAAAGCUAACUUCGUCUCUAAACUAACUCUUUGGUGGAUAGUUGAUAUAUUGUGGAGAGGAAACAAAAAUCCACUCAAUUUGAAAGAUCUUUAUCCUGUUGAUAAAGAAGACCGCGCCGAACAUCGUAGUGGUCGCUUAGAGAAAAUUUGGAGGGAUGAGAAAACAUUUGCAAAUCAAAAACAGAGAAAACCAAAACUUUGGAAAGCGAUGAUAAGAUAUAUAACGUGGAAAGAAUAUGGAGUUGUAUCAUUCUGGUGUUUCUCGGCUGUCUCAGGCGCUGUUUUCGUUCGGUAUUUUGUACUGAAACUAAUGGAGGCUAUGAAUGAUAAUAUGGCAAACGACAUGCGAUCAAAAUAUGCGUGUAUUGUUUACUUAUGGGGAAUGAUUAUAUCAUUAUUAGUUGAAAACUUCGGCGUACGACAUUUCAAUUUGAAUACAUCGUUACUAGGAAUCAAAUCCAGGGCGGCUGUUUUAGGCUUGAUUUAUCAAAAGGUGCUGAAAUGCAGCAAAACGACGUUAAACCCUGGGAAGGUGCUGGAAUUGAUUUGUAACGAUACGCAACGUUUAGUCUUAAUGGCAGACAGAUCUAUUCUAUUCCUGUUUCGUAAGUCAAUGUCGGCGUUUCUAUACACAGGCUGGCUUUUUUUAGUUCUUGGAUGGAAAAUAAUUCCUGGUCUUCUUGUCUCCAUAUUUCUUGCCAUAAUUCGCAUUUCAAUUGCGAAAAGCGAUGUGAAGUUGCGACAAAGUGCCUCCGAAGUUGGCGAAAUUCGUCUUAGUUACCUGCGAGAAUUCCUUACGAUCAUUCCUACUGUCAAGCUCAAUGGUUUAGAAUAUAUCUACCGGAGUAAGAUUCAAGCAACAAGAUGGGAGGAAAUCAAAUUCAAAGCAAAGCGAUGGACAAUUUUUUCCAUUUUUGUUUCCUUCAGUGUGUGCGGGCAGCUUCUUUCGACAUUCGUGACAAUCGUCAUUCUAAUAUUUACUGACACCACCAUGCUAACAUUUUCUUUUGUAUUCACGACAAUUUUACUAAGUCAGAGUAUAUGCAAUACAGUUCUUAUGCACAUUCCUGUUUCGAUUCAUUUUACAACGGACAUUCUCACUGCACUUUCUCGGAUACAGCAUUUCUUAGAACGCUCUGACGACCUCGAACCCAUAAUAAAUGUUAAUCGGUCCAACGAUAUUGCCCGUCCAGAACUUGAAGAAUCUUCAGCUAAAGAAAAACAGGCCUCGUUGAAAGCAUGCUGUACUCCUUACAUUUGGCUUGAAAAUUAUUCCCGUAAGGUCGCUCAUCAGGAUACACAUGGCCAGGAAAACGGCACAUUUCAGUUACAAAAUAUUUCCUUUAAAAUUGAAACCGAUGGAUUGGUUGUUAUCACCGGUUCGGUGGGUAGUGGAAAGUCUUCCCUCCUGAUAAGUAUUCUUGAUGGAGAUCUUGCUAUUAAAGAGGGAUCUUUAAAACAUUCAGGGAGCAUUGCUUAUGUUUCGGAUACGCCGUGGGCUUUUCCAGGCACUAUCCGGGAGAAUAUAUUAUUUGGCUCAGCUUUUAACGAGCAAUGGUACUUAGAAACCAUCAGAGCUUGUCAGUUGGAAAAGGAUUUUAGGACAUUUCCAGAACAGGACUUGUCACGUAUCGGAGAACACGGUGCAACAUUGAGUGGUGGACAGCGGACACGUAUCGCUUUGGCACGCGCUGUUUACUCGCGGGCAGAUAUAUAUCUACUUGAUGAUCCUCUCAGUUCUUUAGACCCAAAGGUCGCGGACUUUAUUUUCAAAACGGUUCUAAAAGGAUUGUUAUCUAAGCGGAUUGUGGUUAUGGUCUCACGCAAAUACUCAAAUGAAGCCGACUUCAUUGUGAAGUUAGACAAAGGAACGGUUGUUGCUCAGGGAACGGUGGAUGAGGUAAAUCAAAUACAGGGAAUAAAUACUACAAAUAAAGUAGAUCAGGUGGCAUUGCAGACGGAUGACGAAAGUCAACAUGUGGAAAGGCAUGAUGAUCUGGGAAAUGCUGAACAGUUGCGUGAGGCUAAAGAAGAUCGACAAAUUGGCAAUGUUUCCAUCAAGACUUACGCAAAGUAUUUUAUGCAUGGAGCCCCUGCGAUCUUUCUUGCACUAAUUUUAUUGCUAAUUGGAGCCGGGAAAGGUUUGACAACAUAUAUUGACUUUCGAGUUUCAUCAAUGCCGCUUUUAACGGGACAGAAAGACGAGUUACACAAAGCGUUUAUUUCGUACCCACUUUAUUUAAUUCCUGCAGUGUUUGUUACUAUGCUUUCGUAUUCUUGCAUUUGCCUUUUACCUAUUCGAGCAAGUUACAACAUCCACGGGAAGAUGAUAACGCGCCUUCUUCGAGCCCCUAUCCAUUUUUUCGCAGUGAACCCAGCUGGUCGAAUCCUCAACAGAUUCUCUCAGGACAUCAACAACUUAGAAGAUCUUCUGCCGUAUAAUAUGAUGUAUUUCUUCAAGACUAUGGCAUUAUCCUUGACAGCUAUCGUUCUGUGUGUUAUGACCAACAUUUCUCUAUUGUUACCUGUCCUCGUCACAAUAAUCAUGUGUUUCGCCGUGUCAAGGUUUUUCUUCAAACCAGUAAUGGACAUAAAACGUCUAAUGUCGGAAGCUAGCGGUCCAUUGUAUUCCCAUUUCUCGAACACUCUGGAGGGACUGAGGAUUAUUCGUGUACACAAUAGACAAAAGGAGUUUAUAAAGGUUUUGUUCAGUCUCACCGACCGUCACCAUCAAUGUAUGUUUGCAUACUACACGGCGGCGCGCUGGUUUGGACUUGUCAUGGAUUGUAUUCUCUUAAUCUUUUUGAUUGCGAUCGUGAUAACCGUGUUCGUUACAGUAAAGGAUUCGUCUACUCCAGUUAUUGCUUCUUUGGCCAUUAUGUAUUCAUUUCAAAGUUCCGCCUAUGCAGCAGCUGCGGUUCGAAGUGCUGUCGAAGUACAAUCGCAAAUGACAUCUGCUGAACGAAUCCUUGCUUAUACGGAAAUAAAGCCAGAAAAAGGAGAUGAAAUCCAAGAAGAACCACGUAAAGAGUGGCCAGAAUUUGGAAAAAUACAGUUCAAAGAUGUUUUUUUCCGUUAUUACGAAAAUGGGCCGGUAGUUUUGAAAGCUUUAUCGUUCCAGAUAAAUGGAUCGGAAAAGAUUGGUGUUGUGGGAAGGACAGGUGCUGGUAAAUCUUCUAUAGUCGCUGCCCUCAUGCGAAUUGGAGAAAUUGAAGGAAGUAUUUUUAUCGAUAAUGCUGACAUUGCUUAUUUCAAUCUACAAUCAACUCGAACACGCAUUUCUGUCGUUUCUCAGUCACCUGUGCUUUUUAACGGUACAAUCAGAGAGAACUUGGAUCCAACAGGUAAAUUCGACGACUCUGAAAUCUGGAAGGUUUUAAAUCAAAUGCAAUUGGGCAUUCUUGUUGAAAGUCUGCCAAACAAGUUGGACAACAUAUGCACUGGCAGUGGUUCGAAUUUUAGUAUUGGUCAACGACAGCUUUUGCAUCUUGCAAAAGUUUUAUUACAACGAAAUAGCAUUAUCGUUUUUGAUGAAGCCUCUGGAAAAGUUGACAAGAAAACUGCUGAACAAAUUUAUGAAGUUAUUUUUAACAUGUUUAAAGGUUGCACAAUGAUAAUCAUCUCGCAUCGAAUGGCUACAGUAAAGAAGUGUGAUAGAGUUAUGGUUUUAGAUCAUGGCGCUAUUGUUGAGUUUGAUAAGCCGAACGUUCUGCUCGAUAAGAACGGAUUCUUUGCAGAACUCGCUAGAAUUAGUGAAGAAAAGUCAAACGAAAAUGUGACGAAGAUUGAUCAAUGAAUAAGUCUAAUGAAGAUAUGACGAAGAUGGAUCAAUGAAUUAUUCUGUGCAUCUCAAUGCACCACACGAGAUGCAUCACACUCGCUGUUUAAUAAAAGUAUGGCAGUGUGUCUCCCAGAACGAUUUUAUUUGAUCUUUGUGCAUUUUUUGAAUUCUUAACUGUAUAGAUGCAGGAAGGAAUAGUUACCAAGAGCCAGUGAUCAGCAUAACUUAAAUCUAUCGAUUUUAGUGAGGUCUAUUUCUAAGAAUCUCAUCAUCAGCGGUAGAGAAAGCUUCAUAAAGGUAGAAAACAUUGCUUCCUUGUAUAUAUCUAGACAAUUUGAAAAGUGAAUGAAUGCAUUCCAAGUUCUUGCAUAAGAACGUGAAUAUUAGUCUAUAUAGUAACCUCUCCAUUUGCUACCAACUUUCGUAAAUAUGCUGUCCUCAAUUUAUCAGGAAAUGUUUAUUGAGCUCGUAGAUGAGUCACUUAAAACUUCGUUUUGGAUGUUAUCCGCACCUUGAUUGCCCUAGUCAUUAAGUGCGGCAGUGUCGUCCAUAUAGCGCUAAAUUUGAAUAUAUAUGAAUGUUUUCAAAUUGCUAAAGA